AUGGCGAUCAACGUCGAGCCCGAAGAGAACGUCGAUGAGGAAAUCGACACAACCAAGCAAAUUCAAAACGCCCUCAAGCUCCACGCCCAAGGGCCCCGAUUCUUUGACGAAGCCUCCGACGCCUACAAUGCCCUUUUUGAGUCCGAGAUUUUCAGAUACCCCGAGAGCAAGACCGAGUACGAGCGCACUGAGGAGCGACCGGAUGGCACUCUUGUCGUUGAACCCACCCUUGCCCAGGGGCUCGAGGUCGGUGCUGCCGAUGUAGAUGGGAUCGCCAGCACUCUACCGCAGACCUUGUACCUAUCCUUCAAGAAUCACGGCCAAUUCAUAGUCGAUCGGAUAAAACACAAGGCACGGGCCAGCAAACUGGGUAGCGAGUUCGAUUACGAUGAGGCCGCCAUUCAACAUGACGCCAAGAAAGCCUUGGACGAGUUCAGCGCCGCCCUCGACUAUGACCCAUCCGAUGCCGACUUAUGGAGGAAGACCGCGAGGAUUGCCGCUUUUCUCAAGAGCGCACGAAUUAGUCGCUACAGUCUGGAGGCAGCUGUGGAAUUGGACGAUGACCCUGCUGUUACCGAUUUUGAACCCCCUUCGCUCGCCGAAGGAUUCGCUGGCGAACAGCUCAAACGACAACUCGAGGUCCUGGACGACAAGAUGGCCCUUAGCCAUCCUAUCAUGAAGUCAUUUCGUGAAAAAGGUCUUCCGAAAUUCUUGGAGCGUUACCUCGAUCCCAUACCAUCACUCCCUGAUUACACCAAAACAAUGGCUGCCCCAAGACCGGACUCUGACGAGGUUGGCCAACCUCGUCUUGUCAUGAAUAUCCCAAGCUACUCCUGGACAGAACUUGGUAUUGCGUUGGUUCACUUCGUGGCGGAACAUGGGUUUUCUGGUCAGGCUGUCACGAUCCAACUACCAAAAGGAAUUGUCGAAGAUGAAGAUGUUCAGAUGGAGAUUGAUAAGCAGUUGCAGCCUCCCGAAGAAAGUACACAGGAGGAGGCGGCGGCGGUGGCGGCUGAAGUCACUUCGGCGGAGAAGUCUGGGGCCCAAGACACCGAAGAAGCUGAAUCCAGCUUUAAAGAGACCAAAGUUACCAUUGUCGAAGAGGCCAGAGCGGCUCAGCCCCCAAAGGACCGAACAUCUUCGUUGCCGACAAGAAAACGUUCGCAAUCUGCCGCUGGCAUACCAGAUCCAGGAGAUGAGGAGAAAGGCGAGACCAAGAGGAGCAAAAGGACGAGGCGAAGGGAGACAGCACCGGAGGAGGCUAUGGAUUCUGCCACACUUCUCGCCACUCAGCUUCAGCCCUUCCAAGCCGCCGACCAGAACCUCUUUCAAAUGACCAAAAAUUUUCUGGAAAAUCUUGGAGUGACAGACCGAGAUACACUGGACAGGAUAACCGAGAUCCUGGAUUCCUGCGCUUCGGAUGAUCGGACAAGUAAGAUCCAGAAUCCUGCUACGACUGAUUUGCGAGAAGCAAUACUUCAUUUCGACGAAGAAACUGCAAGCAUCCUGCUGGACGGGAGAGAAAGUCCACCACUUAGCCUGUCUGCUUUCCUAGAACACUCCAAAUCACCAUCCCAAAGGGCAAUUGAGCCGCCCCAAUUCGACGAUGUACGAAAUAUUCGUGGUUUCGUCACGAGAAUGAACUCAGGCUGGAAUACAAUCCAGGAUGUCGUCUAUGAGUAUGUCAAGUCUCUUGCAGAGAGCUACUCAACAGAGAAAUGGUCAGAUCAGAUGAAGGUUGCUGUCGUUCAAGUCAUUAGCCGAUUGGACGAAGGAAUCUACGAACGAGUCGUUUACGACCUUGAGCAAUGGCAGCUGAGCGACGCGAGCGGGCACCAGCCUCCUACAGAUAUUGUCGAUCUGGUUUACAUGCUUUUUGAGUUACAUCUUGAUGUGUACGAGCGGAUCACGAACCCUAACAGCGUCGUGGAGCAAAUUACGCGGACUAAAGCGCGGAUAAGGUUGGGGAGGUGGUGGGAUUUAGCUACGCAAGUCAGCCGGCGACGCUAUCUCGGAACUGAUGAUGCUUUGACAAUCCGCUUCCUUUGGGCAGCUGUGGUCUUCAUUACAGUUACUGAAGGGGUACCCCGCGAACACAUUCUCAAUUGCUGGCAUAGUCUGCGCGAUCAUCUUGCGACAACUACGGUCCCCGAUAUUGUUCUGCCAAACAACGCAGUGAUGCCGGAGAUUUCGGUAGCCGCUGCCGAUCGUGAAGUUAGCAAGCUCACAACCAUGGAGUUUUUCCUGGGUCUCUUCCAAGAAGAACAGGACAAUCCCGUGUCCGUUAUCGAUACUUUGGAGCCUGUGCUUAAUCCCGAAUCAGUCUGCAUCAAUAGCCCAGCUGCUCCGAACCCUGCUAAAGACGCAAUGGACGAAGACACCGAGCCUGCUGGAAACAUUAAGUCCGUCAAAGAUUGCGCCAGUCAAGGGCUGCAGGACCUGUGGAACUUCAUCGAGAAGAGCAGCACUGAUCUCCGGUUACUGCUCUGGUCGAGGCUCGGCGACGCCUACGGCAAAAUCAAGUACACCACAAAACAAUUCUCGUGCUUUCUGCGGAGUAUCGAAACUAUUGUGCACGAUUUUGAGCGAAAGGACUACGUCAACACACCACAAGCAGCUCGAAAAGAGUUGUUCAUGACAAUGCUCAAGGCCCUAGAUGACCAAAUCAUUCAGUCGUUGCAUCUAGCGCUGAAUCACAACAAUUCGUUCGACAUCAUUGAUGAGGAACACAUCAAGACUACAUCAGCCGCUCUCGCCAAGGUUAGCUGUCUUCUUCACGUUGCUGCUAUGUACGAAGAUGAAGCCAGUGUAGGAAUCAUCCAACCUCCGGCAACUGGAUCUCUAGCUGCAUCAUUUCUCAACAGACUUCGGGAGAUGCAAGUGAGAACAUGGUCCCUGCAAUACACGGUUCUGAAGAUGGGGAUAAAUCUUCACCCAGACAUUUUCCUGACGCCCGAAAAUGAUCUGGCCGAUUACUUGGCGGCCGUUCACCAAGUCCUUGGUCUAAGGAAAUACUGCAAGUCUUCCAAUAAGAUCUUCCUCAAGAUGAUGCGGGUCGAACUGUUGAAGCUGAAGAAUAUCGAAAAUUGGGAAGACUAUCUCGGCCAAGUCCUCUAUGACCUUCAUGGCCUCAAGCUUGGAGUAGGGAUCUGGGACGUCCAGGAGCAUGACUGCCCACCUGAGAAGCUCGAGAAGCGCCAGGCAUUGGCGAUGGUGGAAAAGAUCAGCCUCCUUGCUCACCGAAUGACAAUGAAGGACCUGUUGAAGUCGGACCUCAAAAACACCGUCGAAUCGAUGCAGCAAGCGAUUGGCUCUGCCAAGUCAACAGCUCAAAUGAUGCACAAUCAUCGGAACUUUAACGAAUAUUUAAAGACCCCGAUUCACCCAUUGCAUCUGUACAAGGCCCUGACCGGCAAUGUCGACCUGGAUGCAGUCACUAUCAACACGCCGGAUAGCGCACCCGCGAAGCACGGCUGGUUCUUCUUGCUGGGUAUGAUUGCCCUUACCAAGUUCAAGGGUGUCGACCUCAACCGUCGCCAGACUCCGGGUGCCCUGGACGAUUUACGCAUUGCAGUCACCUUCUUGCGAUUACAGCUUCAGUACACACCAGACAGGUGGGAUGCUUGGUUUCGUCUUGCCGAAUGCUUCGACUAUGAGUUGGAUGAUAUGGUUCUUUGGACCGCUGAUAAAAUGAACAAGGACAGAGCAGAUCUUGUCAAGUUCCAGCGGCAGUCAAUUCAUUGUUACACUCUCGCACUAUCACACUCUUACGCUUCGACCUCAGACCCCAACGUCUACGCGUUAUCGGGUGGAGAUACGGAGGCGCUCUAUGACCUAUACCACGAGUUUGGCAUGCGAAUGUAUGCAUCAAGCCGUGAACCAUUUGCCAUGGAGCCCUUUAUGCAUUCGGACCAGCACCGCUUCUUCAUCGAAGUAUCGGGCAAUGGUACUUACAAGGAGAUAUUGCAUAAUCAGAUGUCAGAUUACCAAGUAUGGAAGUUUGCUGCGAGCUUGUUUCGGAAAGCCAUGGCUGGCAAGCCUAAGGACUGGAAGAAUCCAUACAUGAUAGCGAAGUGCUUAUGGAAGAUGUAUCAGAAGCCAGAGGACGAGCUCGAUGAAAAGAACAGGCACGGCCGACCGACAGUUCAAGCGGUCAUCAAGGCCCUUGAGAAAACUGUCGAGGUUGUUUGGACGCUUCCCAAACCUCGGCACGGCCAGGAUCCGAUUCUGGAGCCACACUACAAGAUCCUAUCAGUCAUCAAUAAGCUCGUUACCCGCGGCGACCUCCCUCGCCAGGAAGCUGCAGACAUUCUGCAACGACAGCCACUUGCUCCUGGUCGCGGUGAACAGGUUACGCUUGAAAACGAUGAGGACUGGCACGAGUACAUGCUCAGGUACAUGCGUCACUUGAGAGAUAAGGACAAGUCAAAUUGGCAGCAUCGUAUGAUCAUUCGUCAUGCUCGUCUCUUGUUCGACGGUGACGAGAUUGGAGAUGAGGAAGACGAGACGAAGAAGGAGGCAAGCAAGGAGGCUGCUUCCAAGGCCUUUGCGGUUUUGCGCGAGAACAUGUUCACCAAGACGAUGGUGAUGAACGUCUGGAAGUGUGAUGCUGAACGGCCCGGUCGUCAUCAUGUCUACACGGAGCAAUACAUCCGGUACAUGGCCCGGCUGUUGGCCGUCAUGAAUGACAGAGCCAACCUUGAGGCAGUACUGCGACGCAUUCGGAAGAAAGGUGUCGACUUCUACCACUUCAGCGAACUAUGGCAACAUGGCGUGCAGAUAUACCUCAAGAUGAUCCGGAAGGCAUUCAAUAUUCCAGCAAAUGAUGAGGAUCCUUUCAAGAACGUUGCACCAGAGGACUUUGAAGCGGUGGCUGAGAAGAUUGUGGAAUGGGUCAUCACGCCAGAGGCUGAGAAUCAUGCCGCCCUCAACGCCAUGAAGGAAGCGAUCGAGCUCAAGAAAUUGAACGCCAACUUGAUGAAAGCUGGACCGAUUGAUGACUUGAUCAAUGAUUGCUACUCGAUCAUCCAUCACGAAAUGGUUCCUGAGCGAGCUGUUUCGGAGACGCCGCAAGGCGGUGAUGAAUAUAGCCGGGCUGGUGAGGGAGAGUUGACGACGAAGCCGGCAGAAGGAGAAGAACCCAAAUCCAUGACUCUCAGCAUCCUGCCGGCUCUUCAGGAGAGAGAACGUGCUGCUGCUGCUGCCGCUGCUUCAGGUUCUCUGCGGGCCCCGUCCGAGCAACCCGACAAAAUGUCAGAAAAGCAACUAUCCUUUAAUGGGGACAUCGCUCACCGCGGUCGCAAGCUUGGUGUUCGGAGACCGGAUGUCCUACGCAAGGCCGAACAAGCCGUGUUGAGGGCCGCAGAGGGCCCACCGAAAGCCUUGUCCGGCGUCACCAGAUCAUCACGAAAAGGCUCCGUAUCUAGUGGUAGCGGAAGGAAGGGUCAGACAACCCGUGAUGAAGGCGCUGAUGAUGAUAACGAUGAGACAGACGAAGAUGUUACUCGCCAUGAUGACGAGGAUAUUACGAUGAAAGACGCCGAUGAUGAAGACAACAAUCGGCCUCGCAGUCGCCGCAGCAGAAGAGGACAAGACGAUACCCAGAUGGCCGACGAUGAGCAUGAAGAAGAAGCAAUGUCCUCUCCUCCUGGUAGCGUUCACGACUCAGCCGACGACGAGAGCGAUCUCAGUGAUGUGCCGGCUGACUACGAGGACGAUAUUCCCCCAUCCCUGCUAUUCCCCAACCUGAGGCGGAGCGUAGAUGCCUCUGCCGCCGGUGGUGCCGUUGCCGCGUCUGCUACGACCCCUCUUACCCCAGGCAGACCUACGAUAUACAGUUCGAGCUCGGAAUCAGGCAGUAGUAGCGCUGACGAGAAGGCAAAAUCGGAGCCAAAGCGGACGCCAAGGAAGCCGAGCUGGCAUAAAAGCCAGGCAGCCAAAGCUCAGCAUGAGCGGCCAGGAAGCAGUAGCAUUGAUCAGCAUAAGGCGACCGAGGGUGGCUCAAUAGGACCGAUGAGAUGGGGUUUGAAGACUGGCCGACCUCGUAAUGGCAGUGGUGCGAGUGCUUCUGCUGUUGUACAUGGAGUGCCGGGGACGGAGGAUGCUGAAGAGGAGGAGGAAGAUGAAGUGGAAGGGGAGGUCGAAGAUGAGGAUGAUGAUGAAGGCGAGCACGAGGACGCCGAAGAAGCCGUUGAGGAGGUUGGAGAGACAGAGGAAGAGGGAGAUGAGGAUGUGGAUGUGGAUGAGGAGAUGGAGGACGGGGAAGGCGAGGGAGAUGUCGAAGAGGGCGAAGAGGAUCAUGAAGACGAUGAAGAUGCUGAAGCUGAAGAGGAGGGUGAGGAGGAGGAUGAGGAGGAGGCCGAAGAAGCUGAAGAAGAUGUAAGGCCAGGCGAGCAUAAAGGUGAUGUAGAGGAAGACACAGAGGGAGACGAAGAAGAAGAAGAAGAAGAAGAAGAAGAGGAGGAGGAGGAGGAGGAGGAGGAGGAGGAGGAAGAGGAGGAGGGUGCUGAAGUGGUAGAGGACGGAGAAGGUAAUGAAGGUGAUGAAGAAGAGGAGGAGGAGGAGGCAGAUGAGGAAGAAGGUGAUGAGGAAGAAGGCGAAGGCGAAGAGGAGGAGAUUGGGGAUGAGGAUACGGAUGAUGAGAGUGAGCAUGACAGUUCGACAAGAGGAAAUUAG
Molecule: messenger RNA, 6675 nt
Organism: Neurospora hispaniola
Lineage: Eukaryota; Fungi; Ascomycota; Sordariomycetes; Sordariales; Sordariaceae
Exons: 3
Coding region: 1-6675 (2224 amino acids)
Biological process (GO): chromatin organization
Cellular component (GO): HIR complex; nucleus
Molecular function (GO): nucleosome binding
Source: RefSeq, a predicted model, not a curated record